Molecule: messenger RNA, 2404 nt
Organism: Ctenocephalides felis (cat flea)
Lineage: Eukaryota; Metazoa; Arthropoda; Insecta; Siphonaptera; Pulicidae
Product: 3-phosphoinositide-dependent protein kinase 1-like
Exons: 6
Coding region: 514-2250 (578 amino acids)
Biological process (GO): intracellular signal transduction; peptidyl-serine phosphorylation
Molecular function (GO): ATP binding; protein serine/threonine kinase activity
Source: RefSeq, a predicted model, not a curated record
UUUGUGCAGAGAGCUUGUUGCACAUGUUUUUCUUUGCUCAUUUUUAUGUAAAAAACAUAUUUUUCAUUAAACAGUGCACGUCGAUGAUUGAAUGUCUGAUUUUAUAAACUUAUGAAUACAAUCAUUUAAGUGUCAUUUGUUGCUGUGAGAUAAAAGACUGUGUUUUGUAUAAACUAAAGUGCAUCUGAGUGUAUUUGUGAACUGUUAUGUUUAUACGAGGCGUUUAUACCAUUGUUUGAGUUAAAUUUUGAUCAACAAACGGUAAGCCACGCCGUGCGCGCGGAUUUCAAUUAAACCCAAGGUGCAGUGUCCCCAAGAAGUUAAGUCAUCGCGAGCGCCAAGAAGUGGUUCGAUUUGGGCAGUAUCGAAAAGUGAUGGAGCUAAACAAGCAGUCAGUUAAUUUAUGCCGGUCUGUUAAUUGACGAACAAUUACAGGACAGAGUUUUGGGUCGUUGUUAUUGUGUAUAGUUGAUAGUUUUGCCACUGUGAUCUUGUGACUUCGGAUAUACUGAGAUGAGCGCUAUCGUUGCGAAUCCAGUCCAGACACAAACGGGCGGCACUUCGACGGUUGUGGAACGCAAGCGGAGGAGGUCGCGCGCCGCUGUCACUCUGCUGGCUACGGCAAAUGCCAUUCUCAGAGUUUUGGGGGUGAAUAACAGCAAAUCCACGGCUAACGCAGUGUUAAAACUUCACCAGAUUAACGGCCAGCAGCCUGCAGCAGCCGCCGUGAUGCCGGCAGCGCCGCCUUCGCCGCCGCCAGCACACAGCGUGGAGGGUUCGCCUCCAAGGAAUGGCGUCACCGCCCAAAGGCACCAGGACGCACCUAUGCCAACUAGGCGAAGCCCUAAAGACUUCAUUUUCGGUCGAUCUAUUGGUGAAGGAAGUUUUAGUAAUGUUUAUUUAGCCAAGGAUAUACACUCCCGUAAAGAAUACGCAAUAAAAGUAUGUGACAAAAGACAUAUAAUUCGCGAGAGGAAAGCUGAAUACAUCAAACGAGAGAAAGAGGUGUUGCACAUGCUUUCAAAUUGCGAAAAUGGAUUUGUUCAUCUUUAUUGUACAUUUCAAGAUGCUGAUAAUUUAUACUUUGUCUUAUCCUAUGCUAAAAAUGGUGAAUUGUUACCAUAUAUAAAUAAAGUUGGUUCAUUUGAUUUGACAUGUACAAGGUUCUAUGCGGCUGAAAUUUUGGUAGCUUUAGAAAAAUUACACUGUAGAGGAAUUAUACAUCGAGAUUUGAAGCCUGAAAAUAUACUUUUGGAUGAACAUAUGCAUAUUUUGAUAACUGACUUUGGUUCUGCUAAAAUAUUAAAUGAAGAUAACUCAAAUUUAAAUUCGUCUGAAGGGGAGAUGUGUGAAAGGCGAAAUAGCUUUGUAGGCACAGCUCAAUAUGUUAGUCCCGAAUUAUUAAAGGAUAAAAGGGCAUCUAAAGUAUCUGAUUUAUGGGCAUUUGGUUGUAUAAUAUAUCAAAUGGUGUCUGGUUUACCUCCUUUCAGAGAUGGAUCUGAAUAUUUAAUUUUUCAAAAAAUUCUUAAACUCAAUUAUGAGUUUCCAGAAGGCUUUGAUGAGACUGCCAAAGACUUAGUAGAAAAGCUAUUAGUAUUGGAUCCUAACAAGAGAUUAGGUAUAAACGAUGAUGGGCCAACUUACAAAAGUGUGAGAGAACAUCCUUUCUUUAAUGGAAUAGAAUGGGAUACUUUGUAUCAGCAAACACCACCAGAUAUUUAUCCCUACUUGCCUGGUAGAAGUGCAGAUGAAGAACUUCGAAGUCAAUACAGAGUCCCUGACCAUCUAGAACCAGGUUUAGAUGAUAAACAACUAACUAGACUGUUUGGAUUAGAAUUAGGAAUAGCUGAACCACGCCAACCUAAAGGCAUAUGUGAUAUUUCACCAGAAGAAAUUGAAAGGCGCUUAGAAAAGCAAAAAUUAGAUAAAUGGCAUCCAUUUGUAGAAAAUAAUUUAAUUUUGAAGCAAGGCUUUGUUAACAAACGCAAAGGUUUAUUUGCUAGGAAGAGAAUGCUUCUUUUAACAAUGGGUCCAAGAUUAUUCUAUGUAGACCCAUAUAACAUGGUGCUCAAAGGUGAAAUACCCUGGAGCCCUGAAUUAAGAGUAGAACCCAAGAAUUUUAAGAUCUUCUUUGUACAUACUCCAAAUAGGACAUAUUAUUUAGAAGAUCCCGAAGGUUAUGCACUUCAAUGGUGCAAAGACAUAGAAGAUGUUCGCUUACAUGUUUAUGGAAAGCAACAACCAAAAUAACAUAGAUAUGUUAUGCUUUAGAUAGAUAAAUUUGUAGAACAUUCAGCAAUGAUAUUUUUUAUAGAUUGAGCUGGAGCAUGUGUUAUUUUCUAAGUUAAUUUAUUUGUUUAUUUGAUUACGGAAUAUUAUUUAUUUUUAAAAGUAGUAUAUUUGU